Messenger RNA from Acytostelium subglobosum LB1, 234 nucleotides. RefSeq lists its product as hypothetical. Bases 1 to 234 code for a protein of 77 amino acids. The record is from RefSeq and is a predicted model, not a curated record. Lineage: Eukaryota; Evosea; Eumycetozoa; Acytosteliales; Acytosteliaceae. The transcript is spliced from 2 exons.
AUGACCAUCAUGAAGUCCAUCUCCUCCCUCGGCAACGUUGCCUCUGCCUCUGCCAUCAACAAGAACACCGUCUCAACAUCAGGUGCACUGGGUGCCUCCCAGUCUGCUAACACCAAUGCCGGUUUGACCCAAGUUGUUGGUGGUCUGGUUGUCGGUGUUGAGAACACUGUCAACGGUCUCCUGUUCGGCGUCCUUGGAGCUGUUGACGGUCUCCUCGGUGGUCUCGGCUUGUAA